Messenger RNA from Ziziphus jujuba (common jujube), 1026 nucleotides. Its product is annotated as UMP-CMP kinase 3. Bases 158 to 784 code for a protein of 208 amino acids. Gene Ontology annotation, molecular function: ATP binding; UMP kinase activity. The transcript has 10 exons. Gene Ontology annotation, cellular component: nucleus; cytoplasm. The record is from RefSeq and is a predicted model, not a curated record. Lineage: Eukaryota; Viridiplantae; Streptophyta; Magnoliopsida; Rosales; Rhamnaceae. Gene Ontology annotation, biological process: CDP biosynthetic process; UDP biosynthetic process; 'de novo' pyrimidine nucleobase biosynthetic process.
UCUAUUUAAGAACGCGGGGACUAGCUUUCGCUACGCAUCUCUGUCUUCUUCCCCUAUCUCUCUCUCUCUCUCUCUCUCUCUCUCUCUCUCUCUCUCUCUAUUACUCUCUAGCUCCUCUGCGCUGUUAGUAUAUUCAUACACAAUUUAAUUGGCGAUAAUGGGAACAGUUGGUGAUGCUGCAAACAAGGAUACUAAUGGAAGCUUAGCCGAGAAGAAGCCUACAGUUGUUUUUGUUUUAGGUGGCCCGGGCAGUGGAAAGGGUACCCAAUGUGCAAAUAUUGUUCAGCACUUCGGGUUUACCCAUCUUAGUGCUGGUGAUCUUUUGCGAGCUGAACAAAAAUCUGGUUCUGAAAAUGGAACCAUGAUACAGAACAUGAUCAAAGAAGGGAAGAUUGUCCCUUCUGAGGUCACAAUUAAGCUUCUCCAAAAAGCAAUGGAGGAAAGUGGUAACGACAAAUUUCUUAUUGAUGGUUUCCCUCGUAAUGAGGAAAAUCGUGCAGCAUUCGAGACUGUUACUCAAAUAGAGCCAGCAUUUGUCCUUUUCUUCGAUUGUUCUGAAGAAGAGAUGGAAAGGCGCCUUUUAAGUAGGAACGAGGGAAGAGAAGAUGACAACAUUGAAACAAUAAGGAAGCGGUUCAAGGUUUUCCUUGAGUCUAGUCUCCCUGUGAUUCAGCACUAUGAAUCCAGGGGAAAAGUUCGGAAGAUUGAUGCUGGAAGACCUAUUGAAGAGGUUUUUGAGUCAGUAAAAGCCAUUUUUACCCCUAAAAAUGAGAAGGCUGAGUAAUGUUGCAGUUGUGAUGUACUUGAGAUUUUGGACUUUAUAUCUAUUGAGGUGGUGUUAUUGUUGGCUGCAUAUAAUGAUAUUCAAUUUGCAAGGUUUCCAUGCCUUAGCUUAUUUUACUUUGUUAUAGAAGUUUGUAGUUUAUACAUUGAGGCGUAUCCCUCUAGCCUUAUUAUUGUUUGAUGUAUUCUAAUAACCAGACAGAUGGAUAUAUAACAAUAAAGUACUCUUUUUCUGAGUGCCAA